Molecule: messenger RNA, 5763 nt
Organism: Penicillium chermesinum
Lineage: Eukaryota; Fungi; Ascomycota; Eurotiomycetes; Eurotiales; Aspergillaceae
Product: guanine nucleotide exchange factor DCK1
Exons: 3
Coding region: 1-5763 (1920 amino acids)
Biological process (GO): small GTPase-mediated signal transduction
Cellular component (GO): plasma membrane; cytoplasm
Molecular function (GO): small GTPase binding; guanyl-nucleotide exchange factor activity
Source: RefSeq, a predicted model, not a curated record
AUGCCUCGAACGCCCAUGACUUUCGCUCCUCGAGAGCCCGGGGCGCCCAAACCGCCUGCGCCGGUACCGAUGCUGAAAAUUGGCGACGAAACACCCACAUCCCUUACCGAGCCGUUGGUCGACGAGAUCGCUUCAUGUUUGCGCGAAUGGCAUUCUACAAAUUUACAUGAGCUCUUGCUGGGCCGGCAAUAUGAUGUACUCGAGGAGAUGGCUACGCUCGUUCAAGAGCUGGAUCUUGCAAGGCGGCAGCUUCUUCAUAAUGUGUUAACCGGCAAGGAGAAAGAAGCACUACGUGAUGAGACGGUAUGGAAGCUCGUGAAGGCUAACAAAAUGCUCACUGGAGACGUUAUUGUGCGAGACCCUGCAGAGCGUGGCCGAUUGUUGACGGGCGAGGACUCUGCUAUUCAAUUAGCGAAAUUGCAGUCGGAAAUGAGCAUGUUGGACAGCAAUCCUACCCCGGCCCCAGAUGCCACGGCCUUGCACCAUAUGCUUCUGGAGAUCAAUGCAGUAUCAGGCAAUAUUCCUGGCCCCGUCUCUCUGUGUCUGCAGUUAUACUCUCGGUCCGACUCAGGAGCAUUCAGUCCACUUUCAGAAACCUUUAGUCUGGAUAUCCCAUCGCCCGAAAAGUUCGUCAGUCUCACUCAGAGUAACAAAUUAAAGACCCUUUUCACCGAGCUUGCGGCUACUGAUAUUGGCGAUGGGUCCUCGAAUGGUCGCCAGCUGUAUCUUGUGGCCUCGGUCCGCGUGUCGGACAUACGCUCUGCUCUGGAUACAACACCAGUUUCAAGGCCGUCAGUUUCCAGGGACUCCCCAACUUCUCCCAAAGCUGGCAACGCAGGGGGCAUUCAGCCAUCGGCUAAAGGAAGCCUGAAGACACGCCGGAGUAUGAUGUGGACCAAUAAAAGCCGGGGUGGUAGCAUGGACGGGCCUGCCAAAUCGACAGCUCAGCCAGCUCCUACGCCAUCAAGCAGCCAUUCCAGCUCCAGGGAGAAGGACCCAACCCCUCAGGCAGAGAAGAAGGAGACAUCGGCCAACCGUACGAUUGGAGUUGGCAUUCUGGAAGUGUCUGCAAUCCUUCGCCAGGACCGAGACGCCGAGCAGGUGAUGAAUAUCUGGUCACCUGCCCGUGAAGGCGACGAAACUGAAGGAAAGGCCGAUGGCUUCGAGAAGUUGCUUCCCGUUUUGCUUCCAAGCCCCACCGGUCGAUAUGUGCGAUCUGAGGCCGCCGCACGCUUGCAUCUCCAUCUCCAUUCUUUCAUGAGUACCGACCCGGAGAUUCUUGUGCGAGAGAAUCCUACGAUGAUGCAUGACAUUGUCCAGACCAAGCGCAUUGGAUUCUCCAAGGCGCCUACGAAACCAAGAUCCGACAUCUAUGUAACUCUCUCCCAGGCAGUUUUCCCGACUGACGCCUUGCUGUCUCAUCCUACGGCUGGUCAGAUUCCCCUCCAACAGAGCUUGGGGCUUCGCAAUCUUCAGCUCACUCUGGAGGUGCGCAAUGCGGCUGGUGGGCGGGUGGAACGCUGCGUUUUCCCAACAUCCGCUAGUGCAUCUCACACUGCGUGGAGGACCACCAUUACAGAGCGUGGGACUCCUUGGAACCAGACCAUCCGGCUAAAGAUCCCCACCGAUCAAAUCCCCGGCUCUCAUAUUAUCAUGAGCAUCGCGGAUGCUCCUGAGUUCCCCUUUGCUCUCGCUUGGAUGCCUCUAUGGGAUCAGCAGGCUUUCAUUCGGGAUGGUCAUCAUGUAUUGCUUCUUCAUGCGUACGAUAAACAAACUUCGAGCAUAGAGAAUGGCAAGGGGGCUUACCUCAGUCUCCCGUGGAGUGCGCUUGGUAAGAACGAGUCGGCUAAGGAUGAGGCCGUGACUGGUCCCCUUGCAACUCUUCGCCUGGAUACCCACCUGUGCAGCACAGAGUAUUCGCAGGAUCAAGUAAUCUUGGGUCUCCUUAACUGGAAGGAACGUCCCGUUGAAGAGGUCCUUGAAACCCUGAAAAGGCUGCUCUUUGUCCCCGAAAUCGAGAUUGUCAAGCAGCUCAGUGGUGUUUUCGAUGCUCUAUUUGGAAUCCUUGUCGAUCACGCCGGCAAUGAAGAAUAUGAGGAUUUAAUUUUCAACGAUCUAGUCACAGUUUUGGGCAUCGUCCAUGACCGUCGUUUCAACUUGGGUCCAUUGGUUGACCACUACGCUGAUGAGCAAUUCGAUUUUCCUUUCGCGACCCCUUGUCUCAUUCGAAGCUACCUGCGUCUUUUGAAUGCGGCUACAGAUCCACAGCAGUCUCGUCAUUUGCGUGCUGCUUUUAAAGUCGGUCGCCAUUUGCUGAAGUUCAUCAUCAACGCACGAGAACAGCAAAAGUUGAAGGAGGAAGGAAUCGGGAUUACCACCGUUCAGUCAACGUUCAACAGAGAUCUGCAUACAAUUUUCAAGUCUUUAGAGAGUCUGAUGAAGAAUCCAUCACCGACGUUGGUUGGAAGUAAGACCUUGAUUGUCCAGCAUUUCCAUCUGUGGCUCCCUGAGCUCUCCAAGGUGCUGAGUCGUGAUGAAAUGAUUAUGAUUGCCCUAAGCUUCAUGGAUUCCUGCAAGGACGUCACCGGCAUGCUCGUUCUUUACAAGCUGAUUCUCAUUCAAAAUUAUACUCAAUUCGAUAUCUUCGCGUCGGGUGAAGAGAAGCAGACUCUGAUUUCUAGCUGUAUCGGCUGGCUGCGGCCUUACUGGGGAUCCACCGCCGGUGUCUCCGAUCAAUACCGCGACCAGGUGCGGCUAUGCAGUUCCAUUGUCGCCCGACUGCUCAGUCACCCCGAUCCGCAAAUGUACCAGUUCAUGCCUAGCAUUGUGGCUUCAUACUGUGCUAUUGUGGCCGAAGGCGUUGAUGAAACUGAGUACUUGUCGCUUCUUUUCAGCAAGACUUUCCCCUUCCAGGUCAAGUUAUCCAAGAUACCCCAAAAGUUCGAUGAAUCGCUCGUAGAGCUCUCUGCUAUUAUGGCCGCCCUAGCCAAUAUUCUGACCCCCCGGACUCCUGAUCUCAAGGAGCUGGAGCUUGCAACCUUCAUUGGACAGGCCCUCGAGGCUCAUAACUCCAUCAUUGAGUGCGAAGCCUAUCCCGAGAGCUGGUUCAGUCUCCAUAUCUACAACCACCGUGCUGCUAUCAAAAGUUUGGAGCAUCUGGCUUUACUCUUGAUCGAUAGGUUCCUUCCAGAGGAUGACAAUGCCGAAGCUUUUGAUACCAAGCUGUGGGAGUCAUUCUUCACAACUCUGUUGAAAAUUAUUUCUAGCGAUGUGCUCGCUCUUGAGACCUUCCCCGAGCAGAAGCGACGGGCGGUUUGGAAAAUUGCUGGCGAUGUCCGCGAACAAGGUGCGGACCUCCUGCAGUCCACAUGGGAAGCCAUUGGAUGGGAAACCUCCGAGGAGGAGCGAGAACGAUUCAAUGUCAAGCGUAUGGGUGGCUACCAGGUUCAAUAUGUCCCCAAUCUUGUGCCUCCCAUUAUCGGACUGUGCCUCAGCAUGCACGAUGGAUUGCGCCAUUCUGCCGUCUCUAUUCUCCGAACUAUGAUCCUUAGUGAGUGGGACCUGAACCAAGACAUUUCCAUCAUCGAAACGGAAAUCAUCUCAAGUUUGGACUCGCUCUUCAAGUCGAAACAGAUGAGCGAAAGUGUUGGCGAGAAAGUCUUCAUCAGAGAGCUUUUGGACCUCUUUGAAAAUGACGGGACAAGUGAUGAUGGAUUAUUCGAUGCUAUCAAGAGCCUCAUCUCAACAGUAGAUGAGCUUCUUGACCUCCUGAUUGCCUCCCAGAGCAGUGCUGCUGUUCAGAGCCUGCAUGCUCUGAAGCUGAUGGAAUACAUGAAGGACAUGGGUCGUGAAGACAUCUUCAUUCGAUAUGUCCACGAGCUGGCUGACAGCCAAGCCGCCGCAGGUAAUUUCACCGAGGCAGGCUUGGCGCUCCAGUUCCACGCCGAUCUUUACGAAUGGGAUACCAUGAGCUCGCUCCCUGCCAUUUUCAAACCUGCUUUCCCGGAGCAAACACCGUUCGAGCGCAAGGAGGCCUUGUAUUUCCAAAUUAUCCAGCACUUUGAGAAUGCGAUGGCUUGGGCACCUGCCUUGGCCUGCUACAAGGAGCUUGCUGCGCACUACGAAGCAACAACUAUGGAUUUCCUGAAGCUUGCCCGUGCCCAAAGUUCCAUUGCCCGCAUUUACGAGUUCAUCGCCAAGGGCGAAAAGCAGUUCCCUCGCUACUUCCGCGUUGCCUACAAGGGUCUCGGCUUUCCUCCUAGCGUACGAGACAAAGAGUUCAUCUUCGAAGGCUCACCGACGGAGCGCAUGGCUACCUUUGUUGAUAGAAUGCAGCGCGAGCACCCCACUGCUCAAAUCAUGUCUACCGGUCACGUUCCUGAUUAUGAAGGACAAUUCCUGCAGAUUAGCGGAGUCAGUGCCCACCGAGACAUCGCCCAUCCAGUGUACCAGCGCUCCAAAAUACCCUUGGCUGUUCGAGACCACUUGUUGAUUUCAAGCCCAGUCCGUUUCUCUGCCACUUCUCGAAGACAUACUGCUAGUUCCAACGUGCAAGAGCACACCGUGGAGAAGAUCAUUUUCACGGUUGCAGAGGCAUUCCCCAACAUUCUUCGCCGCAGUGAGAUUGUUUCCGUUCAAGAGGUGGCAUUGACGCCGCUCCAGACCGCCAUUGAGCGCACUUGCCGAAAGACCCAGGAAGUUGCAACUUCUCGAGCGACGAGUUUCAAAUGGAGAGGACAACAGGAUCUUCUUGAAGAGAACGAGGGGGCUGAGGAAGAGGAAGAGCAAGUGGAACCGCGAACAAUUGACCCAAUGGAGAAUGCGCUGGCUGCGGCUCUAAUCGAUCACGCCCUUGGAAUCAAGCACGCGCUAUCGCAUUUCCAGAGGCCCGCCCAUCAGGCUACCCAGGCCGAGUUGAUGCGUCGCUUUGAGGCCGUCUUCGAGCCUGAGAUUACUUCUCUAUCGGCCUCAGGGCAAGAACAUACGAGUCCUAUUCCCACUCAACCAGCCCCCCGGCAAUCUCCGGGAGAUCUUCGUCGAAACACUACCAUCAAGCGAUCCACCAGUCCGGAAGAGGAGCUGAUCCGACGAACAUCGCGAAGUAAGGGCCACAAUCGCAAGCAAUCGGAGCGCCAAUCAGUCAGCCACCGGAUCAGUAUUAUGAAUCCCUUCAAACGCCACGGUGCUUCGAACUCGAUCUUCACCAUCCAAGCUCCGGAUAACCAGCAGUCUCAGAGCGAAGCCGAAGAAGGAGACGACGACGCCGCCACAAUUCACAGCCGCGCUACAAGCGUGUCUAAAGGUGGCCGGAGUGAGAAGCGCCGCAGCUGGUUCAGCGGGGACAAAAUCCUCAAGCAAGGCUCCAACCCAUCCCUCGCUGGUGGCGCAGACGAGGCCACUGCAAAGAAGCGACUCUCUCGCACCAUCUCUCAUGAUACUCAAGGCCAGUCUGGCAAUGACCGCUCCGCCUCGAAAAGCCGUCUUACUGUCAACACUGGUGCCGCAAAUGCUGACCGCGUCCCUGCGGCUUCAGGCGGGUGUGGCCAUGGUCCGCGAGAUCUGAGCUCUGCCAACGGCCCUGCUGGCCGAUCAUCUACUAUGCCCGUGAAUGAAAACGGUAACAGCAAUAGCCCUGUCAGCGUGACCUUGGCGAAUCCCGAAAAGCGUGACUCGGUCUUCCGACGAUUCAGCCUUCUCAAAGGUGUUGGCCGCAAGAACAGCCGGAUGGAAUUUAAAGCUAACGGAACGCUCCCGGAGGAGUGA